GCAGUCUUCAAUCUGUACUUACCUAGAUAAUAAAUACAUACAUAUUUUGAAAGUGGAAGCAAAUGGCAAACUAUAAUAACUUAACGAUGAAGGGAUCUGGGGAAAAUAAGAAAAAUUCUUAUUUGCAUAAAUUAAUUAGAAACGGAAAUAUCCAUAAGAUUAAAUUAAUGCUACCCUCUAUAAAAGACAUCAAUGAAAAAAAUGACCAGGGAUAUCCUCCAUUAUUGUAUGCUUGUGAGCAAGAGAACAACGAUGAAAUGUUAGAACUUUUACUUGAACAGGAAAACAUCGAUCCCCUAGCUCAAGAAAGCAUAGAAAAGCAAAACGUUUUGCAUAUACUUGCCUUCAAGGGUAAGCUUUUUUGGAUAGUAAAAGUGUUCGAGAAAUUUCCAGAUCUGCCAGUGGACACUGUUACAAUAGAUGGAAAUACUCCAUUAAUAAUGGCUGCUAAAAUGGACCACAUUGAUGUUAUUGAAUAUUUGCACAGGAAAGGAGCGAACAUUAAUCACACAAAUGAAAAAAAAUAUACUCCUCUCCACUAUGCUGCCAUUAACGGAUACCCCAUAUCAACAAAAAGGCUACUUGAGCUUGGUGCAAACAUAGAUGCCCGAGAUGACCGUAAAUGCACACCUUUAAUGAAAACCUGCUCUUGGAAUUUUCUAGAAAUCUGUAAAAUUCUUGUAUACAAUGCCGCCGAUAUUGACGCACAAGAUAGCUUAGGAAACACCAGUUUAGCUCAGGCUGUAAAAAGGGGAUACACCGAAGUGGUCAAAUUUCUACUUCAAGCAGGCGCAAAUCCAAACAUCACCUCAAAAGAUAAUUAUAAUAAUAUUUUCACGCCACUUAUUAGUGCUUGCAAGCUCAAUAACAUUGUUUUAGUAAAAAUUUUAAUAGAAAAGGGAUGCGAUGUCAAUUAUCCAGGUAAUGAUUAUUCUGAAGCAUUGUUCCAGUGCAUCAGAGUAGGCUUUUAUGAUGGAGUACUCGAAUUGCUUAAAGCUGGAGUAGAUCUUUGUGGAAGAAAUCCUAGAAACAGAAAAACUCCUUUAGAACAAGCUAUAAAAUUUAAUCAGGACGAUAUUGCAUCAUUAAUUCAGGAAAAUUUAUAAAUAUCUAUGUUUUAAUCUUAAUAAUUUUAUUAUAUUAACAAUAUAAAAUGAUAUUUUAUUGUAAAAAAUACACUUAAUGUCUCUCUAUGUCCAUCUACUUAGGAUAUUGAAGCAGGAUAUUAUUAUCGCUUAUUUAUUUAUGUCCAUAUGUUACUCAUCCG
Psylliodes chrysocephalus is the source of this 1267-nucleotide messenger RNA. NCBI's taxonomy places the organism in Eukaryota, Metazoa, Arthropoda, Insecta, Coleoptera, Chrysomelidae. The record is from the annotation of a GenBank genome assembly.